Alosa sapidissima (American shad) is the source of this 1381-nucleotide messenger RNA. Its product is annotated as apoptosis-associated speck-like protein containing a CARD. Gene Ontology annotation, biological process: inflammatory response; innate immune response; regulation of apoptotic process. NCBI's taxonomy places the organism in Eukaryota, Metazoa, Chordata, Actinopteri, Clupeiformes, Clupeidae. The record is from RefSeq and is a predicted model, not a curated record. The coding region runs from base 73 to 546 and encodes 157 amino acids. The transcript is spliced from 7 exons.
GUGAAACACAUCAGUGCUACUCACACUUGUCAAAUUAACGUGUGCCUACAAGCAUUGGGUAGGUUGUUUGACAUGCCAGCUUUCAAUCGUAGGCUUCCAGAGAGUGCUUGCAUUGUAGAGCGCCACCGAGCAGAUCUCAUUGGACGCAUUACCCAAGUGAUGCCUCUGGCUGACAGGCUGCGGUCACUGGGCAUGCUCCAUGUAGAGGCCUACGAAGAGAUCCGCGCAGCCAAGACCAGCCAGGAGAAAAUGAGGGAGCUCUUCAAAGCUCUGGACUCAGGGGGGGACAGAGUCAAAUCUGCCUUUUACUGCACGCUCAGAGAUAUCCAUCCCUACCUGCUUCAAGACCUGGAGGGCCAGGCGAACAGGAGCAGAAGGAAACAUUUGCCCAGCCCUCCUCUCGCCCCCGAGGGGAUGAGAGGCAAGCACACAGUAACUGAAGUCCCAAGGGGACCGACACUAAUGCAGAUCCUAGCUUCCUUUUGUUUCCUCCUUCCUUUCCUCCACCUCAUAGGGCAAUUUAGUCAAGGCUGGAUGGAAAGGUAGGAACAGUGCCCUCCGAAGUAGGUGCUGUACAAUUUCCGUUCAAUUUCUAGGAAAAAGCCUAGAAAUGGCAUGGAUGGGAAUAAUUUAAAGGGACACCAGGCAAGCCUGAUGCUUUUUCUCUACGAAACUCCCCCUAGCGUCUGUAUGUGUCUAUACGAGUGCGAGCCCACACUCGGUCUGAAGCUCUUUUCCUUUUCUUUGCAUCUUCCGUCAAGGGUUAGCCUGCCUCUGUGCUGGGGAUGCAGGAUGUAAACUGAUCCUGCUUCUCACAAUGUCUGAGACUUUGUGAGACUGCAGGGCGGGUCGGAUACACCAAACUUGCAAGCAGGAUAUUCUUCCUACAGACAGUAGGGGCGGGCGAGAGAGUCUUCAUUUGCCCUGCAAUGAGUCAUUUAACCAUAUACCGAAGAUAAUUAAUUAACACACAAACGUUGCCUGGUGUCCCUUUAAAUUUAGAGUGUAUGAUUUAAGAUGAUCUAGCAGAAUGGAAUACUGUAGUAUUAAAACAGAACACACACACACAGUCUAUGUGUGUAUCUUUGCAUUUGUACAUGUGUGAGUGUGUGCAUAUUAUGUGUGUCUGUGUGUGUUGGAUUGUGUGUAUGUGUGCAUGCUGCAAUGUAUUGUAGUACUUCAACAGUGUGUUGUAGUACUUCAACAAAUGUGCUCCAUUGGAUCUGUUUUAUGGGAUAUAUGUUGUAAGGAAUUUCAAGAUGGUAUCAGUGUCAACGCUGCUGUUUGUAUUUAUUUACAAGAUAUUGGAGGGCCUGGGAUGAGGACAACACACACCACACCAACGUGGCCAACGCAAUCUACGUAGAAUUAAGAGGACCAC